UUCUCUUCAUUCCCGCCCUGUCAUGACUCCUAAUCUUGGUGAAGGCCUGGGGUCCCUUCUGUCAAACUCUAGGUCAUCAGCUGCGGCGCCGCUCACCAGGGUGAGCAGCCUGUGUGGUGUUAACUAGAGGUUCGGCUGCCGAGUUCGCAUACGUGCGGAACCAAAGGUGCAGACUCGGUUUCCACCAGGUCGCGAAGAGAAGCGCCACCCAGGUUGCCUCUAGCGCUGUGGAGGUACGCUCGCUUCCUAGGGGCCGCUUCCGCGGUUGCCACUGAGCCCGAGUCUCUUCCCUCCUGGGUCGGGCUGCUGAGAGCGAGAAGAUGAAGGCGAAGGCCACCACGCCGGUGCCGCAAGCAGGGCCUAUCAAGAAGCUGGCUCGGAAGAAAGCCAGGAAGAGGGUCAGGAAGAGCAAAGCGCAGGGAGGAAGCCGGGCUCCGGGAAGCCCCCCGGCAGCUGUCGCAGGCCGACCGCCGAAGGUCCCGGAGAACUUUUCUCAGAAUUGGAAGGCGCUGCAAGAGCUGCUGAAACAAAAGUCACAGGCCCCAGAAAAACCUCUUGUCUCUCAGAUGGAUGACAAAGUGCAUCCCCAAAUAAUCCAGCAGAACAAAAAAGAGACUGCAGAUAAAUCAAAGGGAGAGAGGAAGAGGACAGAAAAAGACCAGACUACUAGGGGUGCUGUUACAUCUACAUCUAAGGACAGGAAGAUACUGGAACCUCGCACAAAUACCUCUGGAACAGAACAGAAGAAAGGAGCCAAGAAGAGGACAUAUAGUGACAUCUCUUCUCAUCAAGGGGACAUCAAGCAUAAGUGGAAAGCUAAGGAGGCAGCUGUCUUGAAUCAGUCCACACCCACUGAGGAAGACAUCUGGUUUGAUGAUGUGGAUCCAGAUGAUAUUGAGGCUGCCAUAGGCCCAGAGGCCGCCAUGCUGGUACGGAAGCGGCUAGGGCAGAGCAAGAAAACCAUCUCCCUGGUGAAGGAACAGGCCUUCGGCGGCCUGACAAAAGCCUUGGCCCUGGAUUGUGAGAUGGUAGGCGUGGGCCCCAAAGGGGAAGACAGCAUCGCAGCCCGUGUGUCCAUCGUGAACCAGUAUGGGAAGUGUGUUUAUGACAAGUACGUCAAGCCAACUGAGCCCGUGACAGACUACAGGACAGCAGUCAGUGGGAUACGGCCUGAGAACCUGAAGCAGGGGGAAGAAUUUGAGGUUGUGAAGAAGGAAGUGGCAGAAAUGUUGAAGGGCAGAAUCCUGGUGGGGCACGCACUGCACAGUGAUUUAAAGGUACUGUUCCUUGAUCAUCCAAAAAAGAAAAUCAGGGACACCCAAAAAUUCAAACCUUUCAAGAGUCGUGUAAGGAGUGGAAGACCAUCUCUGAAACAACUUUCUGAGAAAAUUCUGGGGAUCAGGGUCCAGCAGGCAGAGCACUGUUCGGUCCAGGAUGCCCAGGCAGCGAUGAGGCUUUACAUCAUGGCAAAACGGGAGUGGGAGAGCAUUACUGCAGACCGGCGCCCCCCAGCCACCACCCCAAACCACUGCAGCGAGUACGCUUAGCACCAACCUACUGCUGUCACCGUCCCUCCAUCCUUCAGCGACUCCUCAAUCCAGUGGCAGUUGGGAUGGGGCAAUGGAGGCCCAUCAGAUCUCUGCAUAGCAGGGACUCACUCCGGUGAGCAUUUUCAGAGCUAUGGCUGCAGGGGUGUGGCGUGUGAGCUGCUGGAACUUCCUCCUCCUGGACUCUGCUACCAGGACCUGGUCCUGCACCUGUGUGUCGAGGUAGACUAGUCAGAUACCAAGACAGAAGUCAGGGGUCUGAUGUAGGUUCAGAGGAAAGAGCAUUGGAAUGGAUGAGUGUGCUGCAGUGUCCACAUCUACUGACCACCUGUACUACUUAACAGUGAGCACAGCUGGAUUCAGCCAGGGAGGGCACUCAGCACCUUCCCCUAAGAAGCAAGGAGCUAAGCUGGUGGACCUAAGGGAUCCAGGCUAAGGGCCUUCAGUC
Messenger RNA from Peromyscus eremicus (cactus mouse), 1995 nucleotides. It is a transcript of the gene Rexo4, whose product is annotated as REX4 homolog, 3'-5' exonuclease. The transcript is spliced from 8 exons. Gene Ontology annotation, molecular function: nucleic acid binding; 3'-5' exonuclease activity. NCBI's taxonomy places the organism in Eukaryota, Metazoa, Chordata, Mammalia, Rodentia, Cricetidae. The record is from RefSeq and is a predicted model, not a curated record. Bases 321 to 1547 code for a protein of 408 amino acids. Gene Ontology annotation, biological process: DNA catabolic process; rRNA processing. Gene Ontology annotation, cellular component: nucleus.